Molecule: messenger RNA, 6295 nt
Organism: Epinephelus moara (kelp grouper)
Lineage: Eukaryota; Metazoa; Chordata; Actinopteri; Perciformes; Serranidae
Gene: rab3b
Product: RAB3B, member RAS oncogene family
Exons: 5
Coding region: 138-791 (217 amino acids)
Biological process (GO): regulation of exocytosis; protein localization to plasma membrane; protein secretion
Cellular component (GO): synaptic vesicle; plasma membrane; endosome
Molecular function (GO): GTP binding; GTPase activity
Source: RefSeq, a predicted model, not a curated record
CGGAAGUGGCUGGGGAGAGGACUGUCUGGGCUUCUUUGCUGAGGCUGCUGCCCCCGCGACCCGGACCCGGAUAAGCGGAGGACGACGAGUACAAGUACGAGUAUGUAGGGUUAGUUGCCCAGACAAUACUACCAAAGAUGGCAAAGGCAGACCAGCGUUUCGGCCAGCGGGACGGCUCGGACCAGAACUUUGACUACAUGUUUAAGCUGCUGAUCAUUGGCAACAGCAGCGUCGGGAAAACCUCCUUCCUGUUUCGCUACGCCGACGACUCCUUCAGCAACUCCUUCGUCAGCACCGUUGGCAUCGACUUCAAGGUGAAGACGGUGUAUCGCAACGACAAGAGGAUCAAGUUGCAGAUCUGGGACACAGCGGGGCAGGAACGUUACCGCACCAUCACCACAGCCUACUACCGUGGGGCCAUGGGCUUCAUCCUCAUGUACGACAUCACCAAUGAGGAGUCCUUCAAUGCCGUCCAAGACUGGGCGACUCAGAUUAAGACGUACUCGUGGGACAACGCCCAGGUGAUCAUGGUGGGCAACAAGUGCGACAUGGACGAGGAGAGAGUCGUACCUCCAGAGAAAGGAAAACACCUCGCCGACCAGUUAGGCUUCGAGUACUACGAGGCGAGUGCCAAGGAAAACAUCAACGUGCGGCAGGUCUUCGAGCGCCUGGUGGACAUCAUCUGUGUGAAGAUGUCCGAGCGCGUGGACGUGGAGGUGCCGGCGGCCCCCGGGACCAAGACCACCAGACUGACCGACAAGCCCGCCCAGCUACCUCAGAAGUGCUGCUGAUCGUCCGUCAGUUCAUCCGUUCAUCCCUACGCUGUAACCUCAUCCCCUCCCCCCUAAAAUCUCUCAAGAAAAACAAAAAAAAAAACAGAUUAACUAUUAUAACAUUCCUCUACACACUCUCUCUGCUUCAGUCCAUGUUUGUGAGCAGUCAAUAACCACUACUGCGAUUUAUAUAGCCAGUUUCAUCCCCUUCCUGUCCCCAAGUAUCCGAGGUUGGUUCUUAUGUAGGCGGAGUAAAGGUGGCAGUGCGCUCUGGACAAAACUUAAUUUGGCGUGUUUGAAAAGGUUCCAGAUUUCAGGAGGUUAUACAGUGUAGUGCGAGGAGCCCGGCCACACCAGAAAGCGGCAAAACAGUGUUCAUCCAGCUAACACGCUAGCCAGUGAAAAAUGUCAGCACUAAUUAGUUACAAGCCGGCUAGGGUUGCAAACUGCCAGCUGGCAAGCUAGCUUGGUCGCUAACAGGACAAUAGGUUUGUGCAUUUUAUUUUAAAGAGACGUGUUUGUAUCACCGUCUCUGCAAACCACUUCACUGCUGUGGAACAGGUCAGAAAGAGGAGGAGUUACAAGAGGAUGGAGCAACACAGCUAACAAGCUAUGAUGGCUUCUUUUGUUUUGAAAUCUUUGGCUCUGUCAAGAUCACAGAAGAGAGGUACAAAAGUAUAAAGAGAACUUGAUACAGCGUUGAAGGCAAGGCCCCGUUUGUUACAGCCUAGCUCAAUUUCGAAUCUGUUUGGAUCUUCCACAUCGUUGGACCCAUAGAGUACGCGCACUGAAGACUUAUGGCAGCCGAGUGGCUAACUUCCUGUUUAGCGCUCUGCUAACUUUAAUAGGAAUAAAAUGAUUUAAUCGUGCAGCUCCUCUGGACUUUCGAAAUGUUAUCAGACUGAACGGAUGAAAUUCUGAUAGUGAAACGAGUUAUAUUGCGCACAAAAUAUUAUCCAAGUCUUUUCAAGCCCUGUGGCGUCAGCAACCUGUUCUCACCCCAACUCAUCAAGUACCGCUGCUUUGUCAGUGGUGCUGCUUGUCCAGAUAUGUCCCACUAGGUACCCUCCUGUGUCAGUUUUGGAUGUUCAGGAACAGCUUGUCAAUAUACGCACCUUACAUGCAUUGUGUCUUUUAAAAAGACACUUCCGUUUUCACAGGAAAUGUGCAGUUUCUGCUGGUUACAUGCAUACAGUGUUUUCAAAACAAAGAUAAAACACUUCGUUUUCAGGUUGAUUUCCGUAAGUUUAAGCAAAAAGGACGUGCUUAGGUUUAAAAAAAAAUGGUUUGGCUUUAAGUAAGUACGUGAUGUAUAGUGACCUAUGUCACUAGCAUAGCAUGCUACGCAUAACAACACACUAUGUUGUUAUUAAAAUAAUAAUAAUAAUGAUAAUAAUAAUUUUGGAUUUAUAUAGCGCUUUUCAGGAUACUCAAAGACGCUUUACAAAGAGCAAAUAACUUAAUUGACUUUUGGUUUCACAGGUGAAACAAACAGCUGGCUCCCAGGUGAAAGUCCAGAGUUUGUCUGACCUCCUAAAAAAAUAUCUGUAAUUACAUGGCAAUAGCAGUUAUUGUGGUUCUGGAACAUUUUUUAAACCUGGCUAGCUUGUGUCCCGAUCUCAGCUUCGUUUUAGUCACACGCCAAAUUUUGUUCUGAGUGCACUGCUGAGCUGGAAGCAGGGUCCACAGGUUAGCACAGCACUGCCUCUCCUCUCAAAGUGUAGCACAACGAGAAACUCACACCACCACAGCUGCUCAUGUUCACAAGUUUACAGUCGUUCACGCGCCAGUCAUCCGCCGAAAAACAUCAGACUAGGCUGCUUCUCAAAUAGCUAGUAAUAGUGAGUCCACUCGAAUACAAUAUGCCUAUAGCCUAACUAACUGUUACUGGCCUUACUUAGUGCUGUUUGUGGCUUGAAAGACGCUUUAGGGCUACACCACCAAUGCACAACUCCCGGGCAGGGCUGCAGCCGAAAUCAUUCGAGGAGCGGGUCGAGUCCGAGACCGACACAAGUCCAAAAAUGUGUCUGACAUCAGAGUCUGAUGCUGCUCUAAACAGAGAGUUCCUCCUGAUGUUGUACAGAGUUCAUUUAGAUUAGCAGUGUUGGUGUUGAGACAAAUCAUUUUACAGAAUGUACGACAACAACGAUAAACAAUAAUGCACUUUGCUGAACAGCACUGAUGUUAAUAGCAGCCCACCCUCCAGGCAGGAUUAGACCAAUUUUAAUGCAAAUGAACAGCACAGAAAUCUUCAGAAGCACAUUGCAUCCAUCAAAGAAAGUCAUUUCUAGUAAUUAUGACUUCUGCAUCUUUAGGACGGAUUAUCUUAUAAUUACCAGAAAAUGUUUUCGGAUUUAUUAGAGUCGUAUCUCAGAAGUACAAGAUAAAGAUCUUGUAAUUAUGAGAUAUUUUUCUCGUAGCAUCAUGAGACAGCAUCGCCCUUUUUCUUCUUUGGUGAAUGUGUAGUGUGGAAACAAACUGGCUGAUACCUAUGAAAGACGCUCUGUUUAACCCACAACUGGAGGACAACAAAUCUGUGCAAUCUUUCCCACAUUACAAAAUCUCACAUCAGGGACGUUUAUCAACGUUUAUACACAGAACAAAUUUAAGUCCGCAAAUCCACAUUUGAGCUCACAUUGACAGAUCUAAGAGCACUUCCUGUGGCCUCAUUUCCUAAUCUGCUUCCUUCAGCUGUUUGGUCAGAUUCUCCAUUUUAAAUGUGGAACAGUGUGUUUCUCAUCUCCUGUAGCAGCUGCAGAGCGCUUCAUGGUGUUUCAGCUGAUACUUUGGUGCUUAUACCUGACAGGAAGUGUCAAAAUAUCUGCCAUAGUGCAGCAGCUGGGAAUAUAUCCUAUCAUAUUUGGUUGUGUAUUGAAGGCAUGGAGGGAUUACUGAAUGGGCCCAGCAGGCGCAGGUCCAGGGGGCCCAGAAAUGACUGUAAGGCAAGACCAGUAUCACAGAUUACAAAUUUGCAUCAAGGUGCUUUACAAUGUGUCCAACAUGCGACAUUGCUGACCUUUGUCUUAAGUGUAUAAGCAGCUGAAAAUAAGAAUCGUUGUGUUUUUUCAUUACCUUAGAAUGAGCUGUUUAUUUAUAUCUACAUAGGGAGCAGGUCCUCAUCACAGAGAUCACCAUGUUACACUGCCAUGUUUCUACAGUAGCCCAGACCGGACAAACCUGCUUUAUUCUGUGUUUUUAGUGUUUUAAAUCAGCUGGUCUGUUUGUUUUGGAAAGGAAGAGACAACAUGCCACACCUCUGUCCUCAGAGGUUCAGAUAAGGAAAAACUUUUCCCUGCAAAGAGACGCAAAAAUACCACAAGGCAAUGUAUCCUCGUACAACCCCACGAAUUUGCAAGGGGUCAUCCCUUUACCCACUCCACCUCUACCCCUCUUACGUUUCGCAAAUAUUACAGGUAAAGGUCUUUGUUUGCAAUAGCAGAAGUUCAUCUAUCAUACACACAUUAAUGUGGCAAAUCAUAAUUGAGUUUGACAUGUACCCCUUCAUACUCGCCCUGUCACGUAUCAAAUAUGCAAAUAUAGGCUCUAAUCACACAGAAAGCAUUUUAGCAGCAGGAGGCGCCUUUUUGUAAUUGUCUCAAGUCAUCCUAAAAUGUGCCUGGAAACCUCCAUCAUGGAGGCGAAGCUCCUGGACCAACUGGUGGUACUCCCCAUGAUCCACCCUCUUUUUGUAGGGUCUCAUGUACCCACACAGAUCUCCAUUUAUUCAUUUAGCCUCUCGCCCUCAACCAGAGCUACAGCAAGUACCCUCUGCCUCAACAUUUUAAGAACUAGAUCCUAAUUACUGGGAAAUAACUAAAAUAAAUGAAUAAAUGGUCAAAUCAUUACACAGGAAGGUUAGGAUAAGGAGGUGAGUCUUUGGUUGCCUGGCAACAGUAAAAAGGUGCAGCAAGCAUUUUUUUUUUCCACUAGUGGCAUUUCAUUUUUAAAAAAGGCAGUGCAGCAUGCCUCACAUUUUGCAGCCUGCAAAGCGCUGUCUGUGUGAUCCACCAGGUCAGCAGCUCUCUUAAUGGCCUCUAAAGUUUUGUCUCUAUCAUUGGUUACAGAUGAAAUUGAGAAUUACAAGACUAGUACAUUAUGAAAGGAAGAUAUCCACUGACAAUGUGGGGGCAUCUAUCCUGUGAUAAGGAUUAUUUGGGCUGCAGUUAAACCAGCUUAAAGAUGCCUAUUCUGAUGAAGAUGAAGAGAAGAAUCAUCUUUCAGCAGUACAAUGUUUGGGAGACACACUAUCUGAACCCCAAUGCUAUCGGACACUAUGUCGAUCACUUUGUUCCAAAACUGUUAAAUGGAGGAACUCUCAAAAAACGUGAUGUGAAUGCCACAAGAAACACACACCACCCACCCAAACACCAAUACAGCACGUCCCCUCAUGGCAGUGGCAUCCCCAGCAGGACAAUUCACCAUGCUGCUCUUCUUCUUUGAGUUAGCCACUAACUGCUACCAGCAACUUUUUAAUUCUCCUGCAGUGGGUUGCACGCAUAACUCGUCGUCAAUGCAUCACACCCAUGCCGCCCAUGAUUCUGUCUUGCAGGCUGUCCUGUUGAUGCAGACACCAUUUCGGUGCUGUUACUACCUCCUGUGACGACUUGAAGGCUGCGAUCAUACCUUAAAUACAGAACGGCGAGGCAGCAUAAUGGCGCCAUAGGCCUGCCCUAAACAAGCAGAGUAAAAGGAGCUUAUGUUUUACUCUUAACCUGUCAGCGGUAUUGAUGUUGAGGCCGAUGUGCCAACAGUCUUUAGGUUACACAGAGAGGCUGAAAGAUUAAUUUGUUAAGUUUACAAAUCAAAGACAGAUCAAUCAAUAAUGAAAAUAGAUAUUAGUUGCAGCGAGCACUUCUAACAAGCACUUUGUUUGACACAUACUGAGGCCUGGUACACAAACCUUGCUAAAUUUAUUCACCCAUGAAAUUUGAUUUUUGUGUUUUUUUCUAAGGAUUCCCCAGAGUAAACUAAGCAGAAAAAGAGAUAAACUAAGCAGGUCCAGACCGAGAUCAGACCCCCUCCAGACUGCCAGAGACUCGACCCCAGACUGCCGCUGAGCGCUGCAGCCCUGCUUCAUGGUGGCUUACAGCUUUUGCACUGGCUGACACAAUCCAACGCCAUACUGAGGGUGUUUUAUACUCACGCACACAUGUGAGCAGAGCUGAUGAGUGAAGAGCACAUGGUUCUCUCCUUCCCCCUUUAGCAGGUGUAGUCACGUAGACGUCAUGUUCGCAGUGUUUCCUACAUGAACGUGAGUGUGUGUGCGUGUGUGAGUGUGUGUGUGUGUGUGUGUGUGAUAUUAGAGCCGACAUUGUUGCAUAUGGUUAUCAUGAUAUUUAUUGCGUGUUCAGUUGUAAAGGGUUUUUUGUGUUUGUGUACAGUAUCUUUGACGGAAGUGUGAUAUUUUGAUAAUGUCAUGUCAGCUGAGAUACAGUACAUGUGUGUGUUUACGAAAGACUUCAAGAAAAAAAGGGAAGAUGAGGAGAAAAAAAUUUGUGCAUUUAUUAUUAAAUAUUGAAGAU